GUGUCAGUCCCAAGAGGUCGGUAAGCGGUCACGUGCCACCGCGUUUCUCUCGCUCCAGCCCCUCCAUCCAAUCGCAGGUCGCCAAUUUGAUGCCAGCCUGCUAGCAAAUGAUGGAAGACCAAGUCAGCUCUUCAUUCUCAGCCGCUGACCAUGCGCUGUACACUUCACCAAAUUCCCCGGCUGCCUUUCACAAGGUCUCGCAGGGCGUCUUUUCUACCAGCCUCAAGCAGAUCACUAUGUGCUGCGCGUCAGAUCCAGGGGCCCAUCGGGGUGGAAGAAUUUCGGAAGCAAGCCAUGGAGAAGAAUGAGCCUCUGCUCAUCAAAGGGCAGCAAGAGGCCUCGCAAGCCAUGACAAAGUGGUUCGAAUUCCACCCAGUGCCCAGGACAAUAAAGAAGACAGCUGUAGCUCUUUCCGAGCAUUUCACUCAUCCAUUCGACGUUAAAAUGGUCCCCUAUGAGCUCACGGUUCCCACAUGGCGUCCCAGAGGCUUCGAUGGCGACAAUGUGGACCGGUUCAUCAGCUGGAUGGCCAAAACACAAACAGGUUGGCCCCAUUUAUGGCUUUCGUCUUACCUUCAUGACAUCAAACAACAAUUAGGUGAUGAGUACGACGAACAUCACCGCUUCCUCCGUUUCGAGGCACCAAUUUCCCUCAUGUCUGCUGCGCUGCGCUACAAUGCUGUCAAGGUUUCAUUCCAGCGCGUCACUCAGCUCUACAUCGCACAGGCUCCGAUAUCUGACUUGCCGACCACUCUUCAAGACGAUGUGGCGACGCCAGAGAUUGUUCUCAAGGCGGGCAAGGGCGACGUGUAUGGUUCCAGUAUUUGGCUCGGGUUAGAGCCAACCUACACACCAUGGCACUGUGAUCCAAAUCCGAAUUACUUCUGUCAGAUCUAUGGAGGAAAGGUGAUCAGGCUUCUACCACCAGGCCUCGGCAAGAGUCUAUUCCGCAAGGUUCAAGCAGAACUGGGACAGACGGGGAGCUCAACCAUUCGCGGGGACGAAAUGAUGCAAGGCGAGGAGAGGACCUUGCUGACAACAAAGGUCUGGACCGAGGAAGCACCAGAGGAGAUGAUGGAGGUUGAUGUAUCUCAGGGGGAUUCGCUUUUCAUUCCCAAAGGAUGGUGGCACAGCGUGAAAAGCGUGGAUUACAAAGGCGAUCUGAACGGGAGUGUAAACUGGUGGUUUAGGUGAGGCUGUCCUCGAAUGAACUGAUCAUUCAACGUUUUGCUCGCAUCCAAAAGGCUGUAUGAAGUCCAUGUGCUUUGCCCCUUGGGCACAUCUGGUGUAACGCCCAUGCAUGAGCACCUGCGAGAGGGUGCCCACGGCCGCCGCGGGUGCCGAUGGAUCUGUAUUGGUUGUCUUGGCUAGAAAACUUGGAUCUUUCCUCUCCUUCGACAUGCCUUUCCAGACACGGUCACUCCAAAAGCUCGCAGGCCGCGGGUGAGCGUGAGAACUGUUAUCGCUCGGCCUUUCAACCAUCCAGGUCAGGCUUCCCUGGCUGACACGAGGGAAGAUGACACCAAGUGGAAAAUUGUCGGUUGGUUGUAUCUCGGCGUCGCAUUUUCGACCGCCUCGCAUCGCAAGACAUUGGCAUUAUGCAGGCGAUUACUGAGUCUCCUCCGAACGGCUUACCAUUUAAAUAACGACAUGGCAACAGUAUGGCCUCGAGAUUCUUCAAGCUUCAACACGAUUUUCUUUGUUGAAGUCUCUACGCCAUUUAUUUUUUCGCAAUGUCUGACCAGAUUCAGCUCACCAACCACAAACAGUACGAUGUCAUAGUUGUUGGCGCCGGGCUCAGCGGUCUUCAAACAGCUGUCAAGGUCCAACAUGCAGGUUUCUCCGUUAUAGUUCUGGAGGCUCUUGAUCGUGUGGGCGGCAAGACGCUGUCGGUGCAAUCCUCGAGCCAGGGCAAAGGCGUCAAUGACCUCGGCGCUGCCUGGAUCAACGAUAGCAGUCAAUCCGAGAUCUACAAGUUAUUCCUCGAGGCUGGUUUGAAACCCGAAAAGCAAUUGGAUGAGGGCAACACCCUUCGGCAGAUUGAAGACGGCAGCUAUAUCUCUGUUCCUUUCGGUCAACUCUUCGUUGACGAAGAAGAAGCCGCAGCCUUUGCUGUCCUCUUUGGCACUCUGCGAAAAGUGAUUGAUGCUUCCGACCUGGAAGAUCCCAUCACCGGGCCCGACGCCAAACGGCUCGACAGCCUGACUUUUGCAGAGUACUGCAAAGAGCUCCUGGAAUCCCGUUCGACACCCAUCAUCGCUACCUACCUGGCGCGUGCUCUCCUAGGGGUGGAAGGUGACGAGGUUAGCGCGCUGUUCAUGAUCAACUACUUCAAGAGCGGAACCGGAAUCCUGAACCUCGUCUCUGAUGGCCCCGACGGUGGCCAAUAUAUCCGCGCCAACAAAGGCACGCAGACAAUCUCCAAAUAUCUCGCCGCCCAGCUGCCCUCCGGGUCCAUCCACCUCACCAGCGUUGUCAAAUCCGUUAGCCAGUCUGCGGCCGGUGUGGAAGUUGUCACGACCGCCAACAAGACAUUCAGGGCCGCGCGCGUGGUGGUCUCUCUGCCCAGCGCUCUGUACCCGACCAUUUCCUUCUCCCCCGCGCUGCCGCCAUCCAAAUCCAUCCUGGCAGAGGGUACAGCCAUCGGCGCGUACGGCAAGAUCAUAUAUGUCUGGGCUAUUCCAUGGUGGCGUGAGGCCGGGCUCUCUGGGACAUUUGAGGCACCGCUUUCUGGGCAUGUCUCUUUUACGAGGGAGACUUCCGUGCCGGAGGACAACCAGUGGUCCAUCACUUGCUUCAUCGUGGGUGAUCCUGCAAGGGAGCUGUCCAAGUAUGCCCAAAAGGUCAGGAGGGAGAAGGUUUGGGCGCAGUUUAAGCAGGUGUUUGAGGGGUCGGGGGUGUUGAAAGGGGCGAAGGUCCCGGAGCCGAUUCAGGUGCAUGAGAUCGCCUGGAAGAGGAACCAGUAUGCGGAUGGCGCGCCGACUGCAGUGAUGGGUCCGGGGGUGUUGACUGAGUUAGGGGAGGUGACGGUCAGUCCGCUGAGGGAGCCGUGGCGGAGGGUACACUUUGUGGGCACGGAGACCAGUUUGGUUUGGAAGGGGUAUAUGGAUGGGGCUGUCAGGAGCGGGAUCCGAGGCGGUGAGGAGGUGGUGAAGGCGUUGCGGGAGGAGGGGAGGUGAUGGCUUUAUUCGCAUCGAGAAUUGGGAGAACCAAGCCAUCUUGUGUAUAUUCUUCAUCCGACAGUGCCCAGCUGUACUACUUGUCACAUGCCUAUGCUACCCUCCACCGUCACGCACGAUCACCAACCUCGCCGUCUUCAAUCAACCUGCGGGCAAUCGAACAGGCCAUUUGAACCACCCACAAAUUAAACGUAAGCCACCUGUCUUUCUACUGGAGAAAUUAUAACUGUGUGUUUCCCCCGGGGGGUUAGGGUUAUAUACAUCCUGACUUGCACUUCAUCAACCACAUUACCACUCCCAGCCACACCUACUUUCACGCAGUUAGUUGAACGCCUGGGAGUUGGCCUGGAAAUUCAAGGCCGGGAAAUAGGAGCCAUCGCAAAUAAAACCCUGGCAAUGAGGCUCUUGCAGGUGGUGGCGCGCGUGCAAAUAUGCCCUCCAUUAACCCAUAGACAACAAUCAACAGACAAAUAUACCAUUAAAGCCUGCA
Molecule: messenger RNA, 3669 nt
Organism: Podospora bellae-mahoneyi
Lineage: Eukaryota; Fungi; Ascomycota; Sordariomycetes; Sordariales; Podosporaceae
Exons: 2
Coding region: 1734-3179 (481 amino acids)
Molecular function (GO): oxidoreductase activity
Source: RefSeq, a predicted model, not a curated record